AUGGACGUGGACGAAUCCGCCGAUGGCGGGCCCCUCAAACCAGAGCAAGACGGCACCACGACCUCGAUCAGCGGCGACAGCGGUGCAGGCGACUUGAGCGCAAGCCUGCAAGAGUUCCGGUGGGAUCUUGACUCGACAUAUCACUCGGCGCAGAACAGUCUCUUCAAGACAGAUUCGUUUCCGACGUUUCAUGACGGCAUGGCAGGCAUGAGCGACAGCCCGGAGGAGCUGCAGCGACAGGAUCCGCUCGCGACCCAGGUAUGGCGGUUCUUCAGCAAGACAAAGCAGAUGCUGCCAAACCAAGAGCGCAUGGAGAACCUAACAUGGCGCAUGAUGCACCUGAACAUGCGAAAACGGGCGCAAACCGAAGAGGCCAGGCUCGGUCGCACCACCACCGGGGCUACUUUUGGUAGUAAUGGUGGUGCUGAUGCUACUGCUACCGCUACCGCUACCGCUACCACCUCCAACACUGGCGGCGGCGGGAGCAACACCACCACCAACACCCAUCCUACUUCUACUCUCAAUGCCCCCAGUGGAAUCGCACAAUUGCGCAAAACUUCUGAGCAGAGCCUCUCACAGCCAGAGCCCAUGAAUCUCGACGACUUCAUAGUCGCCGAGAAUGUUGCUACCCCGGCGGGCUUCGUGGCCACGCCGUCGCCGGAAGCCACCAAGCAUGAUGCGGAGCGCGGGUCUCACUCACAGGCGACCGCCAUCCCCAUCAAAUCCCGCAAGGAAGGCUCACAACACUUUGUUCCCCAAUCCGUGCCAGUGCCGCCGCAUCACCAGCGGAAUCAAGAUGAGUUCGGCUAUGUGACUAGACAUCACAGGAAAACUAGUAUUGACGAGCGACGUACUCGCAAACGUCCUGCGGACUUUUCGCCUCAUGUUCCCGCAGUGAACAGCAGUUCCCUCACGAACGAGCUGGAUGCCGAUGCUGAUCUCCAUGAAUACUCUCUGGACCAGGCACACAACGGCAACAUGGCCCACCCUCCUAACCAUGCAGGCAUUCCUUUCCCAUUGGAUACCUUCCACAUGGAGAAUGAUCCCAUCAUUACCUCUGCAGGGCCCUUCCAGCAGAACUUCUCCUUCUCUCCAUCCACUUCUCCCAUGGUCCCUCAUGGCCCUUUCUCCUCCAGCCUGUAUAAUAGCAACUCCGUCCCCUCAUCGGCAGUAGCGCCCGCCGAUUACUACUCGCCCCCGGGCUCUGCCUACCAGUCCGCCGUCUCUACGCCUCAUCCUAUGAAUGACGGCGAGAACUUCUACUUUGGCUCCAUGGAUGCGCGGACUCAAAGACAACAGGGCUUCCGCUCUGGUUCAAUCGGACACGCCAUGGGGAACCAGUUCAUGUACAAUGCGCCGACGCCCAACUCCAUGUUCCCCACCACCACUGCUGGCGGUGAUCCCUCCUCCGCCUUUACUCCCAGUUCAUUCGGUCACAUCGACCCCACUCAAGUCUUUCAAUCAGAACAUCCAGUCCGGUCGCCUGGCGUCGGCAUGAUGGAGAAUGGGAUGUUCACAUUCGGUGCCGACUCGGACGAGGGCGAUGAAGAGGGCGGCGCCUUUGCCGACCGCAACUUGAUGAUGGCAGCACACGAGUUCUCGCCUUCCGAUUUGAAGACGGAUGUCAUCAAGAAGCGAAAUCGGGGCUCUGGUGCUACCUUGCCGGUUAGCGGGACGAGCACAAGAUCCGGAAAGAAGAAUUCUGCCUCCAACAAUGCUUCUGGAACAAGCACCCGCAAGAACUCGACGUUAGCUCUCUCGGCAACUCCUGCUCCAGUGCAGGCAGCUACACCGCCGUCUGCUACUCGUGAUGGCAGUGUGCUGGACAGCGCGAGCCCUGCUAGUGGACCGGCUUCUGGCGGAAACACUGCUGGAAGCACGCCGACCAGCUACCACGGCAGUGCAGGUUCGUCCUCCGGUGUCGUGGGUGGAAAGGGCGUUGUCCCAAUUGCAGCCGCUCCCCCAAAGACAGCCCCUGGUCCCGGCGCCGCUGCUAUGCCGAGAACGAUUGCUAUGGCGUCAAAACGUCAGCGCCGGCAUAGUAAGAGCGCCAGCGACUCCAUAGGAGGCAUGGACAUCGACAGCCCCGAGAACUCCACUGGUUCGAACGAGGCCGCCCGAUCACUCGGCUCGAACAAUGGGUUUGCUGGAAUGCCCAAUCCAGCAAACCUUGGACUGGCCAACGGCUUUGGAAUGACCCAAAGACCAAUGGUCGGACCAGGUAUGAUGGGCGCGAUGCCGGGUGGACAACCCGGUUUGACGAUGAACCCCGGUGGCACUGGAGCUGGACCUCAAGAGUGGGAGUGGUUGACAAUGAGUCUCUGA
This is a messenger RNA of Phaeoacremonium minimum UCRPA7, 2325 nucleotides long. Its product is annotated as putative nitrogen regulatory protein area protein. NCBI's taxonomy places the organism in Eukaryota, Fungi, Ascomycota, Sordariomycetes, Togniniales, Togniniaceae. The record is from RefSeq and is a predicted model, not a curated record. The transcript is spliced from 4 exons. The coding region runs from base 1 to 2325 and encodes 774 amino acids.